AUGAGCUUCCGUACGGCCUUUACGGGCUUCCGAAACGAGGCUGCCUCUGCUACUUUCCGGUCUAGGCCCACAGGAGGUGCUGGAGGAGCGGCAGGAGCAGGAAGGAGAGCGUACACCCAGGGAGGAAUGUAUCAGGGCCCGUCGGCGUUCAGGAAGUGGGCUGUCAGGCUCGCACUCACAAUAGCCUUUCCCGCCGCGUACUUUACAGGCGCCGUCUUUCCUCCUAAAAUCGUCCUCCUCCUGUAUCCGCGCUACGCGCCCCCACCGCCCGCCGGGGACUCGCCGCAGGGCAAGGCGCUGAUGGGGGAGACGGAGAAGGAUUUGCAGAAGCUGUGGAUCGUGGCGAGGCUGAGAACGAGAGAGGGGUGGUAUGAGACUCGACCGUACGCCCGUUUCGACCCCGACAAGAUCCACAACUCCCUCACAGCCGGAUCAUUGCGCGGACCAGGAAAGCUCGCUGUCCCGCCUAUCGUCUUCUCAAAGGAUGACGAAUCGGAAGCUAUCGCUGUCCUGCAUCUCGGUCGUGCGCUGUGUGGCCACGAUGGGAUCAUACAUGGCGGUAUCAUCUCGACUGUCUUUGAUGAGAGCUUGGCGCGGAAUGCCCUGCUGAACCUUCCUACGCAUAUUGGAGUCACAGCGAACCUUAAUGUCAACUACCGGUCCCCGCUGCACGCUGAUCAGUUCGUCGUGGUUCGUACGAAGCUCGACAGCGUUAAUGGCCGAAAAGUCAUGGUGAGCGGGACGAUGGAAACGCUCGAGGGUGAAAAGAUUGCCGAGGCUACCGCGCUGUUCGUAGAGCCAAAAUGGGCAAACUUUUUGCAGAGCAGCGGAGUGACGGCUGCUCUGGGAAGACCACUGCCUUCUUCUUCGCCGGCAACGACGCCAGCCGUGUAUGCUAGCAAGGCGAAUUAG
This is a messenger RNA of Dioszegia hungarica, 912 nucleotides long. RefSeq names its product HotDog domain-containing protein. The transcript has 7 exons. The record is from RefSeq and is a predicted model, not a curated record. Bases 1 to 912 code for a protein of 303 amino acids. NCBI's taxonomy places the organism in Eukaryota, Fungi, Basidiomycota, Tremellomycetes, Tremellales, Bulleribasidiaceae.